AUGCCGGAGGAGGGCGGGAGUCCGGCCGCGGCUACUUUGGAGCCGACAGCCGAAGACUUGAAGGCCCUAGAGUAUGUUCCGACCGGGGUUGCAAGCAAGGUACAUAUCACUCCACUUUUGUGUCCCUCGUUUUUCCCUUUUUGCUCUCUAUGGCAUUGACAAAACUUCUAAAGAUUUAGCCCACUUGUUGGAGCCGACGCAGAUCUUGUGCGAGUAAUGAGCGAAUGAGUGAAUUCUUUUUCACAAAUUAAUACUGUGAUCUAUGUCUGCAACAAGUAGGUGGCCCGCAAGCGAGCACUCGAAGCAGAGAGACGGAACAGGAUAUUGAACGCGAAACAGAGGACCAUUGGUAUUGAGAAGGACGUCCUAGACCAACAGGUUGCGGCAAGGAAGGAACAAGCAAAUGCUGAAAAAGAAUACGCUGCAGCGUAAUUUUUAUUUUCACUGGUCUUAAUGAGGUGGUGAAGUCGAUUUUUUUGUUUUGUAGAACUUGUCGAAGAAGUCCUGUGUGGUUGUUUCCGACAUCAAACAUCAUCCCAAUUCAGCGUCGAUGCAACGGUCGUUGGCAUAGACAACCAGCUGAAAAUCUUAGAAGUGGAGAGGAAGCGAAUGCAUGUAGAGGUCACCCGAGACGUCGUGGAGUACAACAAGGUAAAAAUAGGAAAUACAGCGCUUGACUUUUUGGCACAAUUGAAUGAGUAGAAAUCCUGUUUUUGUCGUGGUGAAUUUUCAUACAAGAGGUUUCAAAUGAUCUCACUGGUUGGAUAUUUUGUUACCUCAAGAACCGGGUCCUCUGUGACUUCACAUUUGUAAAUUCAACCACUUCAUCAUUGCAUUCUCAACUAGUACAGGUCUACUGCAGAAAAGAGGAUCGCCGAGAAUAUGCUUUGUCCGACCCACAAGAGUUGAAGAAGGAGACACCUCUCCCAGAGGAGCUUAUGGGUCCAGCAAGUGUGCUCAGGUACUUCAAGAGUUUAGUGUACAAGAAGUACAAACAAUUAGUGGGGACCUAAAAGUAGGUUGUUCCAACUUGUUAAAGCCCGGUUGUAUCUCGCUAAAGUGAUAAGAUAAUUUCUUUUCUUUUUUCACUAGGACCACUAAGAGAUCGUCUUACAUACCCAUUACAUUUUUUCACUUUCGACCUACCCUUCCAUCAAUUUCCUGUAGAUUUGCGGGUGAAGAUGCCGGAAGGGCACAGAGAGUCAGAGCACAACAGGCACAACAGCGAAAUUGGAUCGAGCAGCAAGUGUAUGAGAAAAAGGUUCUCGCAGACAUGGAGAAGCAAGACGUAUUCUAGACUUCUAACUUAAUAUUACAAGUCAAUACGACCAGGUAGGGUUACUUAAUAUUGUCAUGCUCUUUCGAUUCGUGAUGACCAAUCAUUUCAGGUAGACGAAUAUGCGGGUUCUCAGAAGGACUUGCUUGCGUUGCGCUCACAGGUGGAACAAGAAGAGAAAGUAUUGAGACAAGAAAUUACAUCGGCAGCUUUGGAGUACAACGAGACGAAGAGAAAAGUAUUUGACUCAAUAAUAUUGUGUAUGAGUUUUUUCGACUAGGACUACAUGUACAACUUGCUUCUUCGUCGUGUCGAUAAGAUAGAUUUUCUAUUCGUUGGGGCCGGCCUGGUCUGGACUGAUUAUCAACAUGAUGCUUAUGGUCAUUAUUGAAAAAAUUUCACUUGCAAUCAGGUUCAAUUUCAGUUACAAACCUCCUCUCUUUUCUGUCAGGAAAAGCAAGAGUUUGCGGAAAAGAGCAGAUUUUCACGAACAGUAGAGGAAAAGAUCGCUGACUACCGUGAGAAUGUUGCGUUCGCAAACGAUGCCUUCAUCAACGAGGCACAACCGCAGGUACCGAUAUUUGUAGAGUACGUCUCCCUUUCUGAUUCUGUUGUCAUCGCUUCAGCGGAUGUAUUCGUUUCAUCAUCAUUGUCAAGCUCAACAUUGAACUUACUUUCGACCUUUUUUAAGUUCAAAAAGCUGUGAGGAAAUAGUAACCGAGUCAACACAUAAUUUCGGCCGUCUUCACAACCGCAGGAAAGAUAGGAUCCCGCCGAUGGCCUAGUAUGGUCGUUUGGGGUAUAGUAUCAUGAUGACAUCAUGUUGAUUCAUGGACGAUAUAAUCAAUGCUCAACAUCUUCCCCUUAUGGCCAGAUACUAGCAAACGGUAGAAUCCGAAGGGAUCAUUUUAAGGGAAUGCCUAAGGAGAUGCAUCUCGAAACUGCGAAUAUCCAACAUCAGCAAGUUGCCUUCCAGGAAAGCAUGAAGAAAGUCUUGGUAUUAGUUUUCAACGUUUCAUUUUCUGCUUACAACAUCCAACAUUGAUGCAGAAACACUCUCCCAACAUUUUUGCAGAAACGUAAACACUCUCCCAACAUUAAUAUCGUCCUCUCAAUGUUGCUUCAUCCUCGGAACAUUACAGAAAGAGGAAGAUGCAGAGUUUGACAAGGCAGCGGAGGAGACCAGGCGGGCACUGGUUGCGCUAGAGAAGGAACGCAGUAGGCAAUACGUCGAUACUGUGCACUCGGAGAUGCAUCGUAAUUCUCAGCGCACCCAUGAGCAGAUCAAAGCCAUGAACAAGGUACUUACGUUGUUGUUUAUUCCACCCAUGAGCAGAUCAAAGCCAUGAACAAGGUACAACUUCAACUUCGUGUCACGCACUACUUGUCAUGCUUGAUGUAGAUACGAUUUGAACCUAUGAUCGUCCCUGUCUUUACCUUAGUCGAACUAGAAGGAUUUCGAAGAGUCCAGCAGGUAUGAAGUUUUUCCUACCAAAAAAACGAAAAAACGACGGGCGAUUUCUACACCAGGAAAGCGACGCUAUAAAAUAAUGAUAGUUCUUCAUCGUGCUUUACUCGUGUAUGUGACCUGCAGCCAGACAACUUCACUCAGACCUUCACUAUCAUCAUGCUCAUUCUUUUGCAGCCUUAGUUUGUUUUGCAAAAACUGCUCGGCCUUGGGCAAGAUCAUCCUCGCUGUCCUCCAUCCGCGACAGGAUGAACAUCCAUGCCUGGCACAUCAAACAUCAAAGAAGUAUCAGAAAUACACCAAGAUCGUUGGAAAUCAAAGUAUCAUCGAGGUUCCUCCUCAUCAAACCUCGUCAAAAACAUCAUAAUCAUUUUUCAGAUCAUGUUGAUUAGUUGUACGAUCUUUUGCACUGUUCUCUCCGCUUCAAAGCUCAUUUUUCCCCUCUCCUCCUCACAACAGGCCACAGGCCUACCGAUAGAGGAUGCCUAUUUUUCAGGUUUUGGCAGCAGCUGCCGAUAGUGGCUCCUGCAAAAAACAAAGGUUCUUUUGAAACCAUGAUACUGUAUUACUUUUUAGAAGUUGUAGCUUAUCCUACUCUACUCUAUCCUACUCUAUCCUACUCUAUCCUACUCUAUCCUACUCUAUCCUACUCUAUCCUACUCUAUCCUACUCUAUCCUAUCCUACUCUAUCCUAUCCUACUCUAUCCUACUCUAUCCUAUCCUACUCUACCCUAUCCUACUCUAUCCUAUCCUACUCUAUCCUAUCCUACUCUAUCCUAUCCCACUCUAUCCUAUCCUACUCUAUCCUAUCCUACUCUACCCUAUCCUACUCUAUCCUAUCCUACUCUAUCCUAUCCUACUCUAUCCUAUCCUACUCUAUCCUAUCCUACUCUAUCCUAUCCUAUCGCUUUUGAGCAGACUUUCAGAACAAUUUUUUUUGAAUUUUUGAAUCUGUUCUUGGCACCAGAUCGCUUCCCUACCUUCCGGGCAAAUGAAGCUGUCUGCGGGAAGGUUUUUGUCAAAAGUCAUCAAAGUGGUCUUGUAGUAGACCAAAAUCAACCUCUUGAAAAGACAACACAUAGAUACUACUCUAGUAGGCAAACCAAACCUAUAGUAUUUAUAAGGACUCCAAGAAUCUGCAUCACAAUCUUUUUUCUGUCCUCAAACAAAACAACAGCCUGCACGUGGUACAAUGGGUCCGGAAUUCUUUAAGGGCUUCGGAACGAGCUGCCGCUAAGAAGAAAUUGUGUUAAUGAUUCAAAAUUCUCUAGAAGUCGAAUGAAAACUGCUACAACUCCUCCAAUUGAACAAUCUAUUCUUAAAAUUCUUAGUGUUUGAUGUCGAAAAGAAAUUACGUUCACGCAAUAUUACAACUCUUCUGCUGCUUCUGGCAUAUAAUAAGAUAGUAGUCUACAACUGAGUAGCUAGUUUGUUGAAAAGUAAAGUCUUGUACUUAGGUCUGCGGACUGGAAAUAAGAAUAUAUAGCCGUUUAUUUUGUAAGUUUUUCGAUAAUUUGUACUGAGUUACUUCUUCUAUGUUGAAGAUGUUGAUGAUGUUCUCAAAACGAAAAUAGCGGAUAGAUCUGAAGACGUUCUUCGUGCCACGUGUUCAAAUUUCACUAGUAUUAGAGUACUGUAAAAGUUAACGAUGUUGUCUGCGCUUGUUGAUGUAACUACUACAAUCUGCAUAUUAUUCAUUAGGUUGACCGAGAAAUCUGCGCAUAUGCUUGUACUAUCAAAUGAACUCCGAUGGAUUCGAAAUAUGCAGCCUAGAAGUAUUAACUACAUGAAAGAACUGUGCCUGCUGGAAAAUGCAAAUCUUUGCGCUUCGGGUUGUGAGAUUUAAACUGAACUAACUUCUACUCUUCUGAACGACAACAUGCUGUUCUGCAAAUACAAAAAAGAGAUGCAUCACCAUACCAAAGGUUUUAUGCCAUAGACGCGCAAUAAAAGCAGACAACACCGGGAACUACAUCGAACUGUUGUUAAAAUCUACAGGAAUGAAAAAAUGUACAAAAAAUUUGGGUUCUUCAUAGCGAAAAACGAUUUAUCUGGGGUCAACAUCACUCGAGAGGUUGAGAUGAUGACUCUAGAAUCAAAUAGUUGGUAUGAUCCCAUCCACUCCGAACUGCUGGUGCGCUGUUCUUAUCUUCCUGCGCUUCAUCAUGAAAAUGAAGAUGAUUCUGCU
This is a messenger RNA of Amoebophrya sp. A25, 4932 nucleotides long. Lineage: Eukaryota; Dinophyceae; Syndiniales; Amoebophryaceae. The record is from the annotation of a GenBank genome assembly.